Podospora pseudocomata is the source of this 1020-nucleotide messenger RNA. RefSeq lists its product as uncharacterized. Bases 1 to 1020 code for a protein of 339 amino acids. The transcript has 2 exons. Gene Ontology annotation, cellular component: TRAPPIII protein complex. Lineage: Eukaryota; Fungi; Ascomycota; Sordariomycetes; Sordariales; Podosporaceae. The record is from RefSeq and is a predicted model, not a curated record.
AUGAGUCACCAACGUCACUUUUCCGACGCGGCGGUCAAGGAGCCUCACUCGGUGUCCCUCAAGGUUCUCCGUCUGACCCGACCAUCUCUCGUAUCUCAAUACCCCUUCUCACCACCUCUGUCCUCCUCCGCCAUUACGCCCCCUCCUCCCCUUCCCGCCUCGCUAUCUUACUCCCCCUCCAGCACCAACCCGACCCCUUUCUUACUCUCCCCCAUCCUCGCCCUCCCCCCAAGCUUCGGCUCGGCAUAUGUUGGGACAACCUUUUCUUGCACCCUCUGUGCGAAUCAUGACAUCCCCCCCCCAAUCGACGGCGGUCCCCCCCUGUCGGUGAAGACGAUCCGGGAUGUCAAGAUCGAAGCAGAGAUGAAGACGCCUUCCUCUCCUACCCUCAUCCCGCUGCUACCUCCGGGGAAUGAUGAGGGAACAGAUCUCAGCCCGGGUGGGACACUCCAAAAGAUUGUGAGUUUUGAUCUACGGGAGGAGGGGGCGCACACGCUGGUGGUGCAGGUUAGUUACUACGAGGCUACGUCGACGAGCGGGAGGACGAGGAUGUUUAGGAAGUUGUAUCAGUUUGUUUGCAAGGGGCUGUUGGUUGUGCGGACGAAGACUUCUGCGCUUGGGUUGGGGAAGCAGGGGAAUAGGAGGUGGGUUUUGGAGGCGCAGGUUGAGAACUCGGGUGGUGGGGGGGAGACGGGGGAUGGUGGGGGGGAGGUGGUGUUUAUGGAGGAGAUUGGCUUGGAGCUGGAAAAGGGGUUGAGGGGGAGGGAUGUGAAUUUCUGGGGGAGGGGCAGGGGGAGGGAGAAGGUUGUGCUAAGGGCUGGGGAGGGGGAGGAGGUGGUCUUUGUUGUUGAGGAGGAGGGGGAGUGGGAUGGGAAGGAGGAGGAGGAGGGGAGGAGGGUUUUUGGGGUUUUGCAGAUUGGGUGGAGGGGGGAGGGGGGUGGGAGGGGGAGUCUGGCUACGGGGAGGUUGGGGACCAGGGUUUUGAGGCCGAGGGAGGGUGGUGCUGUUAGUAAGGUGUGA